Molecule: messenger RNA, 1224 nt
Organism: Sesamum indicum (sesame)
Lineage: Eukaryota; Viridiplantae; Streptophyta; Magnoliopsida; Lamiales; Pedaliaceae
Source: RefSeq, a predicted model, not a curated record
UAGAAAAUUCCAGAUGGAGUCGGACGUCCUCUUCUUUCUAUCCCAGAAGCCCAUAGAACCUCUCUCGCCGUUAGAUAUUUUCACGCAUCCGCUACUGUUUUCAUCAAUAGGACCCCACCAACACACCGCCUUCCUCCAUUUAUAACUAUCGCUUUCUAUUCUAUAUAUGCACCUUGUUUUUGCCGCAUACUUUGGCUUCGCAAUGUGAAAAUCACGGGAGAAGAAGAGGACCCAUUUGGAGAAUCUUGAAUAAUUUGGUGGCAACUGUUGGUUUUCGCGGAUCAUCAAUCAUUUUCGUUUUGUGGGUUUUGUUGUUUGAGGACUGGAGAUGGAGUGCAGCAGUUCGACGCCGUCGUAUUAUGCCGUUCUUGGUGUGAGCACAGACGCUUCUGAUGAAGAGAUCCGACGUGCUUAUCGUAAGCUGGCAAUGAGAUGGCAUCCAGAUAAGUGGACUAGAAGCCCUUCUCUUCUUGGGGAGGCUAAACAGAAAUUUCAGCAGGUUCAAGAAGCGUAUUCAGUGUUAUCUGAUUCGAGAAAGAGGAUGUUGUACGAUACAGGGCUAUAUGAUCGGGACGAUGAAGAAAAUGAUGUAGAGGGAUUUGCUGAUUUUCUUCAAGAAAUGAUGUCUCUCAUGAAUGAUGCCAAGAAAGAGGAGAAGAACUACAGCAUUGAGGAACUGCAGAGCAUGUUUUGGGAGAUGGCACAAGGUUUUGAGUUUAAUAAUCUCGCUCAGGAACCUCAGUACGAAGCACAGUGGUUCCUUGGCAGGCCGUUUGGCAUUUACGACUCUGUUGGGGGUGAUGUGUGGGGCACAGACAUGAUUCAGGCAAAUCCACGCUUUUAAAGAGGUCGACCGUUACAACAUAUGGAGAAAAUCAUCGUGCAGACCAGCAGCAAAUGGAGGCUUUUCGUUUUUCUCGCAUGUCUGAGAUCCUGCCUGUUGCAUCUGUUUUACUGCCAAACUGGCUGUUGUGUAACUAUUGUGGGGUUCUCCCAUGUUUUGGUUCUGGGACGUUGUGGGAGGUUGAACUUUACAUGCUCUUCUCUUGGCUACUCCAGAACUGUGUUAGUGUGUUGACAUCACAUGAAACAAAGAUGUUACGAGUGAAUAUUGACAUGAUCGCUGGUUUCUACUCUACUAUACAUGGGUAGACUGUUAUACUCUACUAUAUAUAGGCAGACUGUUAUACGAGUUUCAUGAUCUUCUAUCUCAUUUUGAUGUUA